Messenger RNA from Marchantia polymorpha subsp. ruderalis, 2559 nucleotides. The record is from the annotation of a GenBank genome assembly. Lineage: Eukaryota; Viridiplantae; Streptophyta; Marchantiopsida; Marchantiales; Marchantiaceae.
GGUUGCCUCCUGCCUCCCACCCUCCCCUCAUCUUCCUCCCUUCUCGACGAAAGAGAGUGCAAUCCCUAGGGCAGACGCUGAUGCACCGGCCGCCAGAGGAAGACCAGACCGAGCGGAGCGACUGGGCGAGCGACGAGAAGGAGAGAGUCGGGUUGUGGAUGCCAUAGAGGUCGAGUCCGAUCGACUGCUCCCUGGUUUUGAAAGAAUAUCGCACGUUUAUGGGAGAUUUGCAGUUCAUCGGGGAAAAUUUGAAGCAGUCGGCGUCGAAAGUGACGAAGAUUGUAUCGUAGGGUGUGGAGAUGGAGGAAAGGGCAGUAAAGCACGGCCGAAGGCGCAGAGUAUUCCACGGCCGGCCAUCGAUGGUGGUAAGGGCUUUGUCAGCCCGAGAUCACCACGAGGAAGGACUCGCGACGAGAGAGAAGUUCGCACCGGAUUCUCCUUCUGAUAGGGGAGCGCUGUUGCUGGUUUACCUCAGCACGGUCCAGACGGCGGCACCAUGUCGGUGGUGAGCACCGCGAGCGUGCCAGCAGCCCGCUCGUUGUGCUGCCGAGACUGCUGCCCACCAAAGGCUGCUGGGCUUACUCGAGAUGGAUGGCUACGAUUACAGACGAAUGCUACCAGGAGGUCGCAGUAGUCACUGUAAACAUAAGGGCAAGAACUCUCUUGUUUCGUAUUAUGGACUGCACCAACUGCACAUCUUCAUCUCUGUGUUACUCGGGCUGCAUUCUGUACGAGGAUGAGACUUUCGAUUAAGGACAGUCAGCCGCAUUGGUGGCAUCGAAGGUCAGUGAUCAAUUCGGGACGAAUGACUUAUUGUGCUUGAUGAAGUUGUUGCGAUCAAUUUGAUGAAGAUUAGAUGAAAUCAGAUGGAGUGGCUGCAUUUCCAGGGUUUUUGGUUUCUUUGGGUUCAUUAACGGCACUGCCUGGGCUGGACUUCGCGCCAGUGGAGGUUUUUUAUUACCUGUGGGAGUUGAAAGAGUCGAUAGUACCAGCGCUGUUGCUGGUUUACCGGCAGCACGAGCUGAGGUCGGUACCAUGACGUUGGUGAGAAGAGCGAUGGAUCCAACUCCGCCACUCUGUCAAAUGUCUAUUCCAAUCCCUGCUUUGUUUUCUUUUUCUCGCCCUUGCCCUCUUUCUUUUUCUCCCUCGACCUAUCGAAAUUGUCGAUAGUCAUUUACUGUGGUCAGAAGUGUACAUAGUUGACGUACAAAAUCGUACGUAGUUGACGCGGGCGGAAGGGGUAGCCCAAAUUCCGACCACGGUUCAUACGUUUAACUACGUGGUUGACGUACAAAAUUGUACAUAGUUGACGUACGAAAACGUGCAUAGUUGACGCGGGCGGACGGGUAGCCCCAAUUCCGACCACAGUUCAUAUGUGUAACUACCUGGUUGACGUACAAGAUUGUACAUAGUUGACGUACAAGAUUGUACAUAGUUGACGUACAAGAUUGUACAUCGUUGACGUACAAAAUUGUACAUAGAUGACGCGGGCGGACUGGGUAGCCCCAAUUCCGACCACAGUUCAUACGUUUAACUACUUGGUUGACGUACAAAAUUGUACAUAGUUGACGUACAAAAUUGUACAUAGUUGACGUACAAAAUCGUACAUAGUUGACGCGGGCGGACGGGGUAGCCGAAAUUCCGACCACAGUUCAUACGUUUAUCUACUUGGUUGACGUACAAAAUUGUACAUAGUUGACGUACAAAAUCGUACAUAGUUGACGCGGGCGGACUCGGUAGCCCCAAUUCCGACCACAGUUCACACGUUUAACUACUUGGUUGACGUACAAAAUUGUACAUAGUUGACGUACAAAAUCGUACAUAGUUAACGCGGGCGGACGGGGUAGCCGAAAUUCCGACCACAGUUCAUACGUUUAACUACUUGGUUGACGUACAAAAUUGAUUGAUGAUACCCUAAUGUUGAUUUCAUUGUUCCAUUUCCCUGCUUUGCGAAAAAGUUCCCAGCAGAGGGAAUCGAACCCCCGACCGCGGAAUUGGUAGUUCCAUACGCUAUCCACUGCGCCAUACUGGGUUUCUGUCAAAAAGUGACUGCGGUACAAAAUUUAUUUCUUUAAUUUAAUAAUAUAAUUAAUCUGUCAAAGUUAUGACACACCAUCUCAAUACACCCUACCCCACCGGACCUGUCCUCAUACUCCCCGCCAUCAUACUCGCCUUCCAUCAUACUCCCAGCCCACCAUUUCUCGCCUUCGCCCAGCCUGCUCGGUGAACGUCUGGCUCAGUCCCGACCAAAACCGUUUGUCCACGCGAGCCCACCAUUUCUCGCCUUCGCCCAACCCGCUCGGUUAAUGUCCGCCCCAGUCCCAAUCAAAACCGUUCGUCCACGCGGCCCGCUUCCUCCGUGCAGGUCUACAUCGCCCCGACCCGGUUCUUUCCGCUCCUCGCCAGGUUGCGUAAGAAAAUAAAUUAUGUGAGAACAAAUCUUUCGUGCCGAUGUACGUCGCCCCGACCCGGUUCUUUCCGCUCCUCGCCAGGUUGCGCUAGAAGAUAAAUUAUGUGAAAAGAAAAUAACAAUAACAGUCGUUUGUGCUAUCAAAAUCA